Messenger RNA from Pygoscelis adeliae (Adelie penguin), 1536 nucleotides. RefSeq names its product solute carrier family 19 (thiamine transporter), member 2 (gene SLC19A2). NCBI's taxonomy places the organism in Eukaryota, Metazoa, Chordata, Aves, Sphenisciformes, Spheniscidae. The transcript is spliced from 7 exons. Gene Ontology annotation, biological process: vitamin transport; transmembrane transport. Gene Ontology annotation, cellular component: plasma membrane. Bases 1 to 1506 code for a protein of 501 amino acids. The record is from RefSeq and is a predicted model, not a curated record. Gene Ontology annotation, molecular function: vitamin transmembrane transporter activity.
AUGGGCUGCUAUGAUGAAAAUGGACUCCGUAACACUGGCGUUCCAGUAUGUCCAGUACAGGAACAGCAGCAGUGCCUGGGCCCUAUGCCUUGGCACGUGGCCAUUGCUGUCAACAAAAUGUUCCCUGGCACAGCAGACGUGCGGCCCUCGGAGCCCUUCCUCACCCGCUACCUGCUGGGGCCGCACAAAAACCUCUCCAAGACCCAGGUGUUCAACGAGAUUUACCCGGUGUGGACUUAUUCCUACCUGGCACUGCUGUUCCCGGUGUUCCUGGCCACAGACUACCUGCGGUACAAGCCCGUGGUCCUGCUGCAGGGCCUCAGCCUCAUCGUCACCUGGUUCAUGCUGCUGUACGCCCAGGGACUGCGGGCCGUCCAGUUCCUUGAGUUCUUCUACGGAAUAGGAACUGCCACCGACGUUGCCUAUUACUCCUACAUCUACAGCGUCGUCGAUGUCAACCUGUACCAGAAGGUCACCAGCUACUGCCGGAGCGCCACCCUGGUGGGCUACACGGUGGGCUCGGUGUCCGGGCAGGUCCUUGUGUCGGUGGCAGGAUGGUCCCUCUUCAGCCUGAAUGUUAUCUCCUUAACCAGCGUAUCCAUUGCCUUUGGCACAGCGUGGUUCCUGCCAAUGCCACAAAAAAGCCUUUUCUUUCAUCACGUCUCAAGUCAGCAGCUCAGUUGGGAAAUGAAGGUCAUGGACUGUAAAAAUGGAUCAGCUGUCCAAGAUCAUCCCAACGUGCAGAGGGCACCCGGCUGGGAGGAUGAGACAAAAGUUCCCUUAAACGGGGAGGGUCAUUCAGCAGAGAAACAGUCUGUGCGGGAGCGGAAAGUAGACAUUGUAAAGGUGCUCAAAGAUCUCUGGCGGGACUUCCUGCAGUGCUACUCCUCCCAGACCAUGCUCUGCUGGUCCGUGUGGUGGGCGCUGUCCACCUGCGGCUACUUCCAGGUCAUCAACUAUGCUCAGGGUCUGUGGGAGAUGGUGUUGCCUUCUCACAGCACGGAGAUCUACAAUGGUGCCGUGGAGGCAGCCUCGACACUGCUAGGAGCCGUUGCAGUGUUUGUGGUGGGUCACAUAAAAACAUCCUGGGCAAUGUGGGGUGAGGUGGCACUUGCCCUGUUCUCCUUUCUUAUCGCUGCUGCUGUAUAUAUCAUGGACACUGUUUGUAACAUCUGGGUGUGCUAUGCAUCGUAUGUUGUCUUCAGAAUUAUCUACAUGCUGCUAAUCACAAUAGCAACGUUCCACAUCGCUACAAAUCUCAGCGUGGAGCGGUAUGCCCUGGUGUUUGGCGUCAAUACUUUCAUUGCCUUAGCACUUCAGACUCUACUAACUUUGAUUGUUGUGGAUGCCAGGGGGCUUGGGUUGGACAUCUUCACCCAGUUCAUGAUUUAUGCUUCUUACUUUGCGGCCAUCUCGCUGGUGUUCUUGGGCAGUGGCAUAUACAGUAUUAUGAGAGCUUACAGAAGGCAAGAGCAGAUGCAAAGCAGAUCUCCUGAAAGCCAGUAGUGCACCAAGUGAAGACUCAGUGGCUACAUA